AGUUUACGUUUGACAUUUGUAGUGGUUUGUUGUCGGUCUAUUUUUGGACAAGUUUAUCUAGGAUUUAAUUCAUUUAAAGAGGACUUUGUAGUAUUCAUGUGAUCAUAUUAUACAUGUAUAGGUGAGAUACCUACUUAACCGGCUGUGUUCCAAAAUAAUAACUGAACUGAGAAGGUAAAAACAAAGUGAUAACAUAUCAAUGCCGCUAUUACUGAUAAGAUUCAACUGUAUCGAUUAUUGCACAAGUAUUUGGUGAUAUAAGUAUUUAGAUUAUUACCUAGUUUGCAUAACAUAAAGGUUAGCUAGCCCAAAAAUAUUAUUUAUAAAAGUUUAAAACAAAUUUUAGGUUAGGUUACGUGAAGUAUUGCUAAGUGUCAAAGUACAAAGGUUACAACAGUGCUACAAUGAGUGUAAGAAGUAAAUUAUUAAAAACAUUGAUUUUGGGAGCUCCGGCUUCAGGAAAAGGCACAAUAUCCUCGAGAAUUGUGAAGAAAUACAAUGUAGAGCAUAUUUCCAGUGGAGACAAACUCCGUGAUCACAUUCAGAAACAAACUGAGCUGGGAAAAGAAGCCAAAAAAUACAUAAAUGAAGGAAAAUUAGUACCAGAUGAAAUUAUGAUUAAGUUCAUGAUUGCUGAAAUGUCGAAGGUCAGUGGGAAACCAUGGUUACUAGACGGUUUUCCCAGAACAGUGGAACAGGCAAUGGCCUUGUGGAAAGUGCAGCCCGUAGAUGUGGUGUUAAAUCUAAAUGUUCCCUUUGAUGUUAUAAUUGACCGUGUCAAAAGCCGCUGGGUCCAUCUACCAUCGGGCAGAGUUUACAAUAUUGGCUUCAACACACCAAAAGUUGAGGGCAAGGAUGACGAGACAGGAGAAGCUUUGACCCAAAGACCCGAUGAUAAGCCAGAGGCUGUGAAGAAGAGGUUGGAGAUCUAUGACAGUAUCACAAGACCUGUCAUACAAUUUUACAAGGAGAAAGGCAUAUUGAAAGAGUUUGAAGGCCGGACAUCAGAUGAAAUAUGGCCAAAAGUUACUAAAUAUUUGGAUACUGUUUUCUCUAAAUAACAGUUAGCUUUUCAAGUUAUAUCAUGUACCUAAGAAUUCAUGAAUUUACCAAAUACAUAGUUUUAUAGCCUUGUAUUAAUACCAUUUUUAUUCUAGUCUCAUGAAUAUUUUCUUGUUAUUUUUUGUAAAGUAUUGAUUAUGCAUUAAUUAAGUGAAAUCAUUGUGGUGCUUUUUAGUUUAUAGAAAUGCAGCUUUUGGAAUUAUAACUACAGAUUUUAUUUUGUAAAUAUGUAUAAAAAUGAUGAUGAUACUGUAGUGCCUUAGGCAUAUCAAUAGAUAUGUAUUGUGCUUACUGUGUACUUUGUAUUUAUACAUAUGCAGGUAUUGUAGGUAAACAAUGCAUAUAGAAUUAAGUGGACUAUAUAUUUUGUUUAGGUAUUAAAAACAAUGCAAAUUUUUAACCUUUUAAGAUUGUAAUUAAUGCUCAAACAGACUUUUUGUCAACGUUAUUGUUAUUUGUACAUUGAUUUUAUUUGUCUUUACAUUACAUAUAUUUAUGUACCCAUUCAUCCAAAGUUGAAUAAAAAAGUAGUCUGUUAA
Plutella xylostella (diamondback moth) is the source of this 1601-nucleotide messenger RNA. It is a transcript of the gene Ak3, whose product is annotated as Adenylate kinase 3. Gene Ontology annotation, molecular function: AMP kinase activity; ATP binding. NCBI's taxonomy places the organism in Eukaryota, Metazoa, Arthropoda, Insecta, Lepidoptera, Plutellidae. Gene Ontology annotation, biological process: nucleobase-containing compound metabolic process. Gene Ontology annotation, cellular component: mitochondrion. The record is from RefSeq and is marked provisional.